This is a messenger RNA of Porites lobata, 636 nucleotides long. The record is from the annotation of a GenBank genome assembly. NCBI's taxonomy places the organism in Eukaryota, Metazoa, Cnidaria, Anthozoa, Scleractinia, Poritidae.
GCUACAAGCUGUGCAGGAAUAAAAAACGCCCGUGUCGGGUUCAGUGACGGAGAAUACCUCAUAUAUGUACGCCCAGAGUGUAACACCCCAAUGAAGGUCUAUUGCCAUGGUAUGAACACCAGUUCUCCUAAAGAGUUUAUCACACUUCCUGCUGGAGUACAGAACAAUUACGCUCAUAUAUACGCCAAGCGACUGCCUCACAGACCAUACUCCGCCAGAUACAAGUGCUCCGGAACGCCUGGCAGGAUGAAUUAUACUGCAGCGGGUUUGAGCAGGUUUCGCAAGGUUCGCGUGGAUCUUUCAAGAAUGGCCAUCAUUGGCGAUGAUUUCACCUUCGCCAAGUCAAAUCCGUUUGGCAAGAGAAUCCCCUAUGGUUCGGCUGGAGAUUGCUUUUCGAUGCAUUUUGGUGGAAAGUGCAGGAGGGGUCACUUUAAGGUUGACCUCUCUCAGACUGGCUUACGUUUAAAGCCAUCUGUGCGAUGGAAAGCGAUUGGUUUUCCCCCCGGAAUUGAAAUGCACGAGUACAAAAAAUCGAAGGACGGUACCAUGGUUUCUGCUAAGUGUGGCGGAUGGUGUGGACAGUGCAGACCUGUCGGAGAAAUGCUCCUAGAACAGACUGUCUGCAGUCAAGAAGAA